Molecule: messenger RNA, 417 nt
Organism: Rotaria sp. Silwood2
Lineage: Eukaryota; Metazoa; Rotifera; Eurotatoria; Philodinida; Philodinidae
Source: the annotation of a GenBank genome assembly
AUGCCUGCUCUUCAGCCAUCGUCUUUCAAAUUUCUCUUACGCUUUCCUGGUGAAUUCGAAUAUGAAUGGAAAAGAAAUCGCAAUUAUGCAUGGCCAUUCGAAACCAUUAACAUUGAUUACUGUCUUGAAGAGCAUCGUCUAUCUUAUUUCAAAUACUGGCGUGCAAGGCUGGAGCCACCAAUACCGAAAUAUUCUCUUCUUAUUUUCACUAUUUCGGCUCUGCCUUACCGUCGAACUGUACAUAAUCAUUCUUUUGCAAUGAAACUUAAACAAACAUCACAAACAUCAUCAAUUUUAUGGACUUGUAAUCAGAUUGACAAUUCACAACAAAUUUUUGAUAGUCUAACCAAGUUAAAAACGACAAAGACACUUGAUAUUAGUGAUUGGAAGGGAACACACUCACAGAAUGUACGUUGA